Paramacrobiotus metropolitanus is the source of this 1298-nucleotide messenger RNA. RefSeq lists its product as uncharacterized. Gene Ontology annotation, cellular component: cytoplasm. The transcript is spliced from 2 exons. NCBI's taxonomy places the organism in Eukaryota, Metazoa, Tardigrada, Eutardigrada, Parachela, Macrobiotidae. Gene Ontology annotation, biological process: N-acylphosphatidylethanolamine metabolic process. The record is from RefSeq and is a predicted model, not a curated record. Gene Ontology annotation, molecular function: glycerophospholipid phospholipase A1 activity; A2-type glycerophospholipase activity. Bases 203 to 916 code for a protein of 237 amino acids.
AAACAUGUUUUUGGCCUGUUUUCGGAGUAAUCCUUGGUUGUCAAAACAUUUUAUUUACAUUGAUCUCUUAACCUCAACUGAAUAAAUCCUCUUUUAUGUGCGCAAAAUCGUUUUAACAUAAUAUACACCAUUGCGCAGCCAAAGUCAAAAUACCGGAUAAUUUCAAAUUGCUUUCAUAAGUUUCAUUCGGAUUUCGUUCACUAUGCAGGCCAGUCGUUCGGUCGAAGAACCUCUACGCGGUAAUUCCACAGCAUCUGGCAUUCCUGAAACCGAAGAAACCCAAGAUACAUCCCACGAAACACCUCUAAGCGAUCCUCCCGAUCCCGACAGAACUCCCUGGAUUACCACUGCAACAUGGCCACGACAUCAGCACUGGUUCCGCAAGGGUGAUCUCGUGGAAUUCCAUCGUCAAGGGCAGUGGUUCAAUCACUGGGGCCUGUAUAUGGACAACGGUCUGGUGGCCCAUGUGACACGCCACGAUAUCCUCCAGGCUUCCAUGUUCGCUCUGGGCGCAUCCCGUACCGCAUCCACCGUGUUGGCCAGUGAAUCAGCCACGGCCAGUCAGUUGCUGUCCUCUGCGACCAUGUUCGUCGCUUUCGGGGAGCGUAUGCUGCUGCCGUCGCCUCCACCGACCCAGGAACAACGGGGACACUAUUUUGUCAGGUUGGAUAAUAUUCUCCUGGUGGCCGAAGGCGACAAGUUUCGGGUGAAUAACUUUGUCAACGGGACUCGUUUCGUGCAGCGCAGUUGGCCAGAGAUCUUCGAUUUGGUUUCCAGUUUGGUCAAUAAUCCGUAUGCUUAUUCCGUCUUUACCAGCAACUGCGAACAUUUUGCCACAUUUCUGCGGUAUCGCUGGAAUUCCAAUGGUUCACCCGCGGCGAAUCCACAAAAUUCCCAUGGGAUUAGUGGAAGAUGAGCGGUCUUAUCGGUGAAUUGUGGAUACUGAACAGCGGACUGUCUUCUCAGGGUUACCCCGUGAUGCGAAAGGGUGAUAUCAAUAUGAAUACUCGAUUUGCUCGUUUCUUGACCAACACUCUCUUUCGGGAUUUGGUUUUGGGCUUUCUGUUUCUUACGGCGUUAAUAGAUCUGUUUUUAUGUGUUGGCGUUGUUCUUGCGGACCUUUUGCAUGAAAACUCGGAUUUUAUAAUUUUAAAUUGUAUAUGUUUUUGUGUCUGCGUAAUAAUAAGCAGAAUUAUGAAUUGUUUUGACGCUUCCGACAGACCAUUUUUGGUUACAUGGCUGUGUGCGCUAACGAAGCGUAGGAUAAGGUUUCGAGCAAUUAAUAAAGCUGUCAAAGA